AACCAUUUGAGAAUCAGUGUUCUAAAAAUAGCAAUCUGUUACAUACUGGGAUGCAUUUUAAAAUCAGUGCGUCGUAGAAAUUUUCCCAACGCCAUAACAACUUCUAAUGGUAUUUGGGCUUUGCCGAGUGGCGUUAGACAUCCGGUUUCCAUUAGCUUGAAACAUGAACUUUACAGAACGGUAUAUAAUGACCUCCAAAGGCUCAAAUGCAUCGACUCUUGUGACAGGGACAGUAACUGCUGGAUAAAGCUUUUUAAAUUUCUGCAACCAUUCGUAAGGAAAUGUCUGGGAAAUCUGUCUUGUGCUUCAGACUGCUACUAUCAUGUUUUCUGUUAAUUGUUGUGGAAUCGGGAACUACCCAAUACCCUCCCGACCUCCCUCCAGUGGUUGUUGUAUACAACAAAACUGUGACGGAUGGUCAGACGAUACAAGUCAACACAACCACCACUAGAGAUGUGGACAUUGCAUGUACAGUUGAAGGUGGUAGCCCAGCCGUGACCAAUGUCACAUUGACUUGUGAUGGUUCAUCCACGACCAGUAACGGAUACAGUGGAUUCUUUACUCUCACGUUUGGCAACAGCUCUCGAAAUGUGAGAUGUACAUGUUCUGCAGAUCACGUGACUGGACUAUACUCCAAAAAGACUUCAUUCACCUUCAUUACAGGCCCUUCAUACCCUCCCAGCCUCCCCCCAGUGGUUGUUGUAUACAACAAAACCGUGACGGCUGGUGAGACGAUACAACUCAACACAUCCAACACUAAAGUGAACAUUGAAUGUACAGUUGAAGGUGGUAACCCAGAAGUGUUCAGUGUUACCCUGGUGUGUGGUGAUAAAUCCAGCACCGUGUUGGGAAACAGCGGGAUGUUUACCCUCACCUACGGCAACCAAAAAAUUAUCCCAUGUGUUUGUUCUGCUUUUCACUUUUCCUUAUACAACAAGACAACGUCCUUCACCUUAAGCACAGUUAACAAUGCCAAAAACCAAAGUCUGGGCCCAUCUAUCGUUUGGAACAUCUCAUUGCUGGCACUUGUGAUCCUGGCAAAGACAGCCAUACUUUAAACUACAGCUGGGGUCAGGACAUCAAAUGUCUUAGGAGACAAUUGCUUGCAUAAUAAAUAAUCGAAUUAUUCCUUUGUAACACCAGUUGUAGAAUACUAUUUCGGUAGUGUUUUUAUUUAUUGUUUUACUACAUUGAGUACGCACAUACAAAAUUUCAGAUCUAUUAGAAUACAUUUUAAUAUAUUUUUACAUUUAAUAAAAUUGUCCAUGUAAUCGACAAUAAGCAACGCAUGCAUAUGGUAUAAUGCUACUUAUGUAAAGGUAUAUAGUAAUAAUAUUUUACUCCAAGUUUUAGUAAUCAAAAGCUUUAAAUUACAGAAACCUUUGUAUUUUAACGCUUAUCAUGUAAUUUUUACCCAAUAUUUUGGUCGGUAAUAUGCUUAAAAUCAAAUGUGUUUUUUGAGCAAAAUGUAUCUUCAUAUCGUUUACAUUUUACAGCAAUAAGACAAGAGUUUGAACAAAAUAUGUUUUAGAUUAUUUUAUAAAUCAAUGUUAUACCCCUCCCCAUUCCAUCCCCCAUGUUUCGUUUUGCGAUUAUGAACAAUUCACUCUACUAAAUUAAAAAAAAAAACACUUGAUGCUAGAAUUAAAAAACACAAACCAGUGUUCAGAAUAUUAAAUAAAGAAUAUACUUUUGUUUCCCUGGAACGAGGCCGGUCUUCACAUAGAUAUUUACAACGGAAAUCUCUGAGCAAUCUUAAAACGGAUUUGGUUUGAAACAUCAGCGAAGAAAUGUAUUAUUUUUAUAGGAUGCGAAGUUAAUAAAAUAAAAAUUAUAGCCUUUUAAAAAUUGAAACAUUUUGAAAGCUUUUUGAAGUGAGAGGAUUAGAGAGAAAGAAAAAAAAAGCAGGGAGAGAGGAUCUAUAUAUACCUCAAUAGUCUUGGAAAGCUGGUUCCAAAUGGUUGUUGCCAGUAAGCAUAUUAUUACAAAUAUUGAAUAUUGAUAUAACAUUUGUUACGCCAGGGUUCGAUUCAACUCAACAACUAUUCGUGACACAUAUAGUAUACUUUUAUUUGGACUCAAUUCUUCACAUAACAGAGUAGCCCUCGCCCUAACCGCUACCAACUAACCCUGACAACCAUUCACUCCAACUUUUAUACCGCAUUCGACCUUGGGAUAACAAUACAUAAACACACCGGGGUUAGCAAUACUCUAGGGUAAACUCAACUCACACACGCACUCUCCCCUAAUUCUAGAUUAUUCUAUCCUAUUUCUAUAUAACCUACAACUGACCCGUAACAUCAUUUGUGAAAUAUGUACAAAUUACUUUUAUUAGGCUAGAAAUAUGCAAACAAAUUAUUACAUGUAAUGUACUAGUAAUUUAAGGUAACCCUUUUUAAAUAAAUGGAUUAGUAUAGGUGGUGAUUGGGGAUGUGAUAUCAUUUAAUAUAUUAAUAAACCACAAGACUAUAUCCCAUUGUCCGCUAUUGUGUAUUUUAUCAUGGAAAACAAUUGUUGUGAUUUUGUUUACUUUCACUGGCCACUCCGGUUUACUUCAAGGAGGGGCCGAGUGCUUUUUUUUUUAAAAAUAUUUGAAAUAAUAAAAUAAUUAAAAAUGGCUUUUCAACGACUUAUAUUCAAACAAAAGUAAGAAAAUGAGUGUAAUCGCUUGCAUUCUAAAUGUUAGUAAAGGUAUACAAUAGAUAAUAUAGUGCCCCCCGCUUUAUUUAAAUAGUAUGUUUUAUUAUAUAUUUAUAGAAAAUCAUUUAUUUUCUCCUUUUUAGUGCAUUAUUACAUAAAAGCUUGUUAUUAAAACGUGUUUAAUUGAAUUUGUGUUAAUUACCUAUAAGUAAUGUAGUGUUCAGAGCGACCGAUGCAAGGGCAGCAAUCUCUGUAAAAAUAUUGACAGCAGCAGUUAAAACAGAGUUCUCUACAUUUGUAGUGCUACCAAAUAAAUAAAAAAAAACCAAUAAAUUA
Molecule: messenger RNA, 2976 nt
Organism: Physella acuta
Lineage: Eukaryota; Metazoa; Mollusca; Gastropoda; Physidae
Source: RefSeq, a predicted model, not a curated record